GGUCUCGCGGAACAGCCACCGAGGGGGUGGCUCUGCCUGAAACGCAUCUGCGGCCGGCCGAGAGCGCCGCGUCGCCGCGGAUUCGGGUCACCAGUCCACGCGGCCAAAAAGCGGGCGGGCAACGUGGAAGUUGACCUUGCCCUGGGCCGGCGGGAGCCGCUCCGGUGGCCACCCUCGGUCCUCCUCAAUCCCAUGCUCCCUUGCGCCAAGGACACGUCCGUCGGCUUCGCUGGGCCUUUCUACGCCACCGUGGCGCCUCUCUAUGAUCCGUGGCCGCGUCCGUAGUCGGUGUUAUGGCGGCCGGCGUCGAGUUGGCAGGAGUUGCCCACCGAACUGGGGAAAGUCACUAAAGCAGAGGAAGAAGUGGCCUAACCCUGACGGUGGGAAGUCGUGGGAAUGAGCGGAGGCCCCGCGGGAGUGACCGUGUCACUGGAGGCGGGCCCCUGAUAAGGUCUCGGGCCAGGCCUUUGCGUUUCUGGUCCGAGCCGGGCGGUUGGUGGGAGCCCCCGAAGCCGGCGUUGCCUAGGAACCCCUCAUUGUGUUAUCGAAUCCUGAGUGUUGUGAUUCGCACCAGUCCCGCGGAGGCAGUGUGGUUCGAGGACAUUUGACGGGAUCGUCCGACGAGGCUGGACGCUUUUUUCCGGAGCGGACCAGGUCGUUCUCUAAUACCCCGCAGCGAUGUCGUCCUGGCUUGGGGGCCUCGGCUCCGGCCUGGGCCAGUCCCUGGGUCAAGUCGGGGGCAGCUUGGCUUCCCUCACUGGCCAAAUUUCAAACUUUACGAAGGAUAUGCUGAUGGAGGGCACGGAGGAAGUGGAAGCAGAAUUACCUAAUGCUAGGAGAAAGGAAGUUGAAGCCAUUCAUGCAAUCUUAAGAUCAGAGAAUGAGAGACUCAAAAAACUGUGUACUGAUCUGGAAGAGAAGCAUGAAGCAUCAGAGCUUCAAAUAAAGCAGCAGUCUAUGAGUUAUCGAAAUCAGCUGCAACAGAAAGAGGUAGAAAUCAGCCAUCUUAAAGCAAGACAGAUUGCACUGCAGGAUCAGUUGCUGAAGCUACAGUCAGCUGCACAGUCAGUGAAUUCAGGAGCUGGGGGUGUCCCAGCAACCCCUGCAUCGUCUUCAUUCGGUUAUGGUUUAAGCCAUGCUUCGGCUUUCCAUGAUGACGACAUGGACUUUGGUGACAUGAUUUCAUCACAACGAGAAAUAAACAGGUUGUCAAAUGAAGUUUCAAGACUUGAAUCUGAAGUUGACCAUUGGAGGCAUAUUGCACAGACUUCUAAAGCACAAGGACCAGAUAACUCUGAUCAAAGUGAAAUGUGCAGACUACAAAAUAUCAUUAAGGAACUUAAACGGAAUCGAAGUCAAGAAAUUGAUGACCAUCAACAUGAGAUGUCAGUAUUGCAGAAUGCACAUCAACAGAAAUUGGCAGAAAUAACUCGUCGACAUCGAGAAGAAUUAAGUGACUAUGAAGAACGAAUUGAAGAACUGGAAAAUCUAUUACAACAAGGUGGCUCAGGAAUUGCAGUCACUGAUCGCUCUAAAAUCCAAGAGAUGCAAAAAACUAUUCAAGUUCUACAAACAGAAAAACUAGAGUCUACAAAAAAAAUUGAAGGUCUUGAGGAUAAAAUAAAAAACAUAAGUAAACAAUUGUAUUCUGCAGAAAAUGACAGAGAUGCAUUGAGGAAGGAGCAAGAACGAUUAAAUUUGGAAAACAGACAAAUACUGGAAGAAUGUGAAAGCCUGAAACUGGAGUGUAGUCAGUUGCAGCCUUCUGCUGUGAAGCAGGGUGAUUCGGUGUCAGGAAAGGAAGGAAUUCCACAGGGUACAUCGGAAGAAGUAUUCAGACUGCAGCAAGCCCUGUCUGAUGCUGGAAACGAAAUAAAGAGACUGAGUAAUUUAAACCAGGAUAAUAACCUCACUGAAGACAAUCUGAAACUUAAAAUGCAUGUCCAAGUUUUAGAAAAAGAGAAUUCAUUAUUGAAUCAAGAAAAGGAAGAACUUCAGACAUCACUUUUAAAAUUGAACAGUGAAUAUGAAAUAAUUAAAAGUGCAACUGUAAGAGACAUGGAUUUGGAUUCAGAAUUACGUGAUUUAAGGCUAAAUUUGGAGGCAAAGGAACAAGAACUCAAUCAGAGCAUUGCUGAAAAGGAAAUACUAAUAGCUGAGUUAGAAGAAUUGGAUAAACAGAACCAAGAAGCUACAAAGCACAUGAUUUUGGUCAAAGAUCAGCUAUCAAAACAACAAAAUGAGGGAGAUAAUGCCAUCAGUAAACUGAAAAAAGAUCUAAAAGAUGAAAAAAAGAGAGUUCAUCAGCUUGAAGAUGAUAAAAUGAACAUUACUAAAGAGUUGGAUGUUCAGAAAGAAAAGUUAAUUCAAAGCGAACUGGUCCUAAAUGAUAUACAUUUAACCAAGCAGAAGCUUGAGGAUAAAGUAGAAGAUUUAGUAGAUCAGCUAAAUAAAUCACACACGCAGAAUUUAAACAUCCAGAAGGAGAACUUUGAACUCCAGGAGCACAUUAAACGAAAAGAGGAGGAGCUUUCCAGAGUCAGGGAUGAGUUAACUCAGUCUCUCAAUCAAGACUCUAACAGUAAUUUUAAAGAUGACUUACUUAAAGAAAGGGAAGCUGAAGUCAGGAACUUAAAGCAAAAUCUCUCCGAAAUGGAACAGCUCAAUGAAAAUUUAAAGAAAGUUGCUUUUGACCUCAAAACUGAAAACGAAAAGUUGAAUUUAGCAUGUGAAGAUGUAAGACAUCAGUUGGAAGAAUCUAUUGCUGGUAACAAUCAGAUUUCUUUGGAAAAAAAUGCUGCUGUGGAGGCUUUAAAGAUGGAGAAAGGACAGUUAGAAGCAGAAUUGUGUCGGGCUGAGAAGAGGCUGUUGGAAGAAGCAAACAAGUAUGAGCGAACCAUUGAAGAACUGUCACAUGCACGUAAUUUGAGUACCUCUGCUUUACAGCUGGAACAUGAGCGUUUAAUUAAACUCAAUCAAGAGAAAGACUUGGAAAUAGUGGAACUCAAAAAGAAUAUUGAGCAGAUGGAUACUGAUCAUAAAGAAACUAAGGGAAUUUUGUCAUCUAGUUUAGAAGAGCAGAAGCAGUUGACCCAACUUGUAAAUGAGAAAGAGGUUUUUAUUGAAAAACUUAAAGGAAGAAAUUUAGAGCUUCAGGAGGAAUUAGGUAAAUAUACGCAGACCUUAAGAAAAAAUGAAACUUUAAGGCAAACCAUAGAGGAAAAAGACAGAAGUCUUGGAUCCAUGAAAGAAGAAAACAAUCACCUGAAAGAGGAACUGGAACGACUCAGGGAACAGCAGAGUCGAGCUGCACCUGUGGCUGAUCCUAAACCUCUCGAUAGUGUUACAGGGCUCGAGUCUGAGGUACUGCAACUGAAUGUAAUAAAGGAUAAUCUUGAAAAGGAAAUAAAACAUCAUCAAAAGGUAAUUGAAGAUCAAAACCAGAGUAAAAUACAACUGCUUCAGUCUUUACAGGAGCAGAAGAAGGAAAUGGAUGAGUUUAAGUAUCAGCAUGAGCAAAUGAGUGUCUCAUACACCCAACUCUUUUUAGAGAAAGAUGAGGAAAUUAAGAAUUUGCAAAAAACAAUUGAACAAAUCAAAACCCAGUUGCAUGAAGAAAGACAGGAUGUUCAAACAGAGAAUUCUGAUAUUUUUCAAGAAACGAAAGUUCAGGGCCUCAGUAUAGAAAAUGGAAGUGAAAAGCACGACUUAUCCAAGGCCGAAACGGAACGAUUAGUAAAAGGAAUAAAAGAACGAGAAUUGGAGAUUAAACUUCUAAAUGAAAAGAAUAUAUCUUUAACUAAGCAGAUUGAUCAGCUGUCCAAAGAUGAGGUUGGUAAACUAACUCAGAUCAUCCAGCAGAAAGAUUUGGAGAUUCAAGCUCUUCAUGCUCGAAUUUCUUCAGCUUCCUAUACGCAGGAUGUUGUUUACCUGCAACAGCAGCUGCAGGCCUAUGCUAUGGAACGGGAACAAGUGCUAGCUGUCUUGAGUGAGAAGACGAGGGAAAAUAGCCAGCUGAAAACAGAAUAUCACAAGAUGAUGGAUAUAGUUGCUGCCAAAGAAGCAGCUCUCAGUAAGUUGCAAGACGAAAAUAAAAAAUUAUCCACUAGAUUUGAAAGUAGUGGUCAAGAUAUGUUUAGGGAAACGGUGCAGAAUUUAUCUCGUAUCAUUCGAGAGAAAGACAUUGAAAUAGACGCGCUGAGUCAGAAAUGUCAGACCUUACUGACAGUUUUACAAACAUCGAACACCGGCGAUGAGGUGGGAGGUGUUAACAGCAAUCAGUUUGAGGAGCUUCUACAGGAACGCGACAAGUUAAAACAACAGGUAAAGAAAAUGGAAGAGUGGAAACAGCAGGUAAUGACUACGGUACAAAAUAUGCAACACGAGUCAGCCCAGCUCCAGGAAGAGCUUCAUCAACUUCAGGCGCAAGUUCUGGUUGACAGUGAUAACAACUCUAAAUUACAAGUGGACUACACUGGCCUGAUCCAAAGUUAUGAGCAGAAUGAAACCAAGCUCAAAAAUUUUGGGCAGGAACUGGCCCAGGUUCAGCACAGCAUCGGGCAGCUUUGCAAUACCAAAGAUCUUCUUCUGGGAAAACUUGAUAUUAUUUCACCUCAGCUCCCUUCUGGAGCAUCGCUUACUUCCCAGUCAGCGGAGUCUCUUAGAACUAUUAUGUCUGAUGUCUCAAGUGAUUCUUCUAAACAAGAAAUAGAAGAGCUAAGAAAAUCACUGCAGGAAAAAGAUGAAACGAUUAGAACUCUCCAGGAAAAUAAUCACAGACUGUCUGAUUCGAUCGCUGCUACCUCAGAGCUAGAAAGAAAAGAACACGAACAAACCGAUUCAGAAAUUAAACAGCUAAAGGAGAAGCAAGAUGUCUUACAAAAGUCACUUAAAGAAAAAGACCUCUUAAUAAAAGCUAAAAGUGAUCAGUUACUUUCUUUGAAUGAAAACUUCACUAAUAAGGUGAAUGAAAAUGAACUUUUGAGGCAGGCAGUGACAAAUCUGAAGGAGAGAAUAUUAAUUUUAGAAAUGGACAUUUGUAAGCUAAAAGGGGAAAAUGAGAAAAUAGUAGAAACAUCCAGGGGGAAGGAAACAGAAUAUCAAGCGUUGCAAGAGACCAAUGCAAAGUUUUCUAUGAUGCUGCGAGAAAAAGAGUUUGAGUGCCACUCACUGAAGGAGAAGGCUCUUGCUUUUGAGCAGCUACUGAAGGAAAAAGAGCAGGGCAAGACGGGUGAGUUGAAUCAGCUUUUAAAUGCAGUUAAGUCAAUGCAGGAGAAGACAAUUAUAUUUCAACAGGAGAGAGACCAAGUCAUGCUGGCCCUGAAGCAAAAGCAAAUGGAAAACACUGCUCUACAGAAUGAGGUUCAGCAUUUACGUGACAAGGAAUUGCGAUUAAACCAGGAGCUAGAAAGAUUGCGUAACCAUCUUUUAGAAUCGGAAGAUUCUUAUACCCGUGAAGUUUUGGCUGCAGAAGACAGAGAGGCUAAACUUAGAAAGAAAGUCACAGUAUUGGAGGAAAAGCUAGUUUCAUCCUCUAAUGCAAUGGAAAGUGCAAGCCAUCAGGCCACUCUACAGGUAGAGUCCUUGCAGGAACAGUUGAACGUGGUAUCCAAGCAAAGGGAUGAAACUGCGCUGCAGCUUUCUGUGUCUCAGGAACAAGUAAAGCAGUAUGCUCUGUCACUUUCCAACCUGCAGAUGGUCCUGGAGCAUUUCCAGCAAGAGGAAAAAGCUAUGUAUUCUACCGAACUAGAAAAGCACAGACAGGUUACUGCUGAGUGGAAGAAAAAGGCAGAAAAUCUGGAAGGACAACUAGUGUCAUUACAGGAGCGUUUAGAUGAAGCAAAUGCUGCACUGGAUUCAGCAUCAAGACUUACAGAACAGUUAGAUUUAAAGGAAGAACAAAUUGAAGAACUUAAAAAACAAAAUGAGCUCCGACAAGAAAUGCUGGAUGAUGUGCAAAAGAAAUUGAUGAAUUUAGUAAACAGCACAGAAGGAAAAGUGGACAAAGUCCUAAUGAGAAACCUCUUCAUUGGACACUUCCACACACCAAAAAACCAGCGUCAUGAAGCAUUACGAUUAAUGGGAAGCAUCCUGGGUAUCAAAAAGGAGGAAAUGGAGCAGUUGUUUAAUGAAGAUCAGGGUGGUGUUACCAGAUGGAUGACUGGGUGGCUUGGAGGAGGAUCCAAAAGUGUCCCCAACACACCUUUGAGACCAAAUCAGCAAUCUCUGCUUAAUAGUUCUUUUUCAGAACUUUUUGUUAAAUUCCUAGAAACAGAAUCUCAUCCAUCUGUUCCACCACCCAAGCUCUCUGUUCAUGAUAUGAAACCUCUAGAUUCACCAGGAAGGAGAAAACUAGAUACAAGUGUACCAGAAAGUUUUAAAGAUACGACAGAGUCCAGGUGUGGUAGAAGAACAGAUGUGAAUCCGUUCCUGGCUCCACGCUCCGCAGCUGUGCCUCUCAUCAACCCAGCUGGACUUGGACCUGGCGGGCCUGGGCAUCUCCUUUUAAAACCCAUCUCAGAUGUGCUGCCCACGUUUACACCUUUGCCAGUGUUACCUGACAACAGCGCCGGAGCUGUGUUGAAAGACCUUUUGAAGCAAUAGAUAAUUCUCAAGCCAGAGAUGACAUAUAGCACUUUAAAAAAAACUAUGAACACUAUGUGUAUGUACUUUAUCACAGAGGGGCCUUUUGGAAAAAGUCUCAUAUUUGUUUGCCGUUGUACUUUCUCUAAAUUUAAUAAAAAAUCCUCUUAAUCCUUUUAGAAAUUGCAGGUGUCCCAGAAGGAAGUCUUUACUAUAUUUUCUGCUUUUUCCAUCUGACUUGACUUAAUUUAAGCUGGAAAUAUUCUAUCUUUUCAUUUUAAUUUAUACAAAUAAGAAAAAUAGAAACAUGAAAAUACUAAUAGCUAUAUAUUAGCCCUUUAUUUCCUUUUCAUGCUCAUUUAAGCUAGAGACUUAUGUGGUUUAUCUUUUUUAAAUAAUCAACAGACUUACCAAAAAGAGAGAGAAAAAAUAGCAGUGGCUUAUCCGAAUGGUGCAAAAAAUUGAUCUAAAGCAUCUAUUAGUCAUCUUUGGAGACAGGCCAAGAACAAGAUUGUCCAGGGAGGUCACAGGUGUCCUGAGGUAGAAGGUGUGUGGAUUUGCUUCUCUGCAGUUUCAUCAUUUGUGCAGAUCCAUGGGAGCACAGGCCAGAGACAGAACAGUUUCAUGCUCCCCGCUCACAGGCAGAGCCCCCUCCUUCCCUACCAGCUCCUUAACCUCUGGCCACCAACCCUUCCCUGAGCUGUUCCUCUAUACUCCUGUCAUUUCAAGAGUGCCAGUCAGUGGAAGCAUACAGCAUAUCAUCUUUUGAGAUCCGCCUUUCCCACUCAGCAUAACUCCCUUGAGAUUUUUCUAAGUUGCGGAAUGUAUUGUUUAGCUUGUUUUUUUUCUCCAUUGAGUACAUACUGUGACUCUAUGGUUUAGUUUUAAGAGCUAAGAUAUUUCUUUAAAGAUAACAUCUAAAGCUAAAUGUUUCCACCCAUCUACCCACAACAUUCGUCUAAGUGUUAAAUUGUGCAGCUGCACUCACGUAGCUAUACUUAGCAAUAUCUCCAGACUCACACCUCCUGCCUCCCUCGGAGGUGCUGAUCUGAGAGGUACAGCCAUCCAGGAGUCCAUUAUCAUCCUCACGUGACCGAGGGGGUGAAAUCACUUCAACACCAGCGCCGUGGGGUUGGAACUUCAUGGUAGGGGACUAUGUCUUUGGGUUUUUGUUUUUUUUUUUUUUGUCAACCCCUCAUUAAAAAAAUCCUGACUUGGGACUUAAUUAUAGCAGGAUGUUCAUGUUUGUAUUAGUUGUUGAAAUUGUACAGUUACAGACAUUUCUUUCAAAUUUUGUAAAUUUCAAUAUGCCUUUAACAUGGAAACACCUGUAUAGUAAGGAAAGGUGAAAAUGAUACUAAUCCAAAUGUGUAAAUAGGCCUGGCUCCGGCCACAGCUAAAGUUGGUUGUAUGUAAAUUUUGCUGUGAUUAACUGUAUACUUUGUACUGUAUUUAGAGGGUUGGAAGUCUUCAUGUGUUGAUGGAUAAAACUUUUCGAAAAAUCUA
Molecule: messenger RNA, 8088 nt
Organism: Phacochoerus africanus (Common warthog)
Lineage: Eukaryota; Metazoa; Chordata; Mammalia; Artiodactyla; Suidae
Gene: TRIP11
Product: thyroid hormone receptor interactor 11
Exons: 21
Coding region: 679-6603 (1974 amino acids)
Biological process (GO): Golgi organization; endoplasmic reticulum to Golgi vesicle-mediated transport
Cellular component (GO): Golgi apparatus
Molecular function (GO): small GTPase binding
Source: RefSeq, a predicted model, not a curated record